UGGUUUUAUUAUUUUAUAAGGGAUUAUCAGGGAUUAUAAAAUAUUUUGUAACUAACACAAAGUGAAAGCCUACAACUAAAUUCGCACUUGCGGAAGCGUUAGAAAAUUUUGUUUCCAAGAUAUUACUGAAGGAAAAAUUUAUAUUUAUCAUUUAACAUGGGUAUUUUUGGGUUAUCCGGUUUUGUUUUUAAAAACAAUAGAAAUCGUUUUCUUGAAACACUUGAACUGAAAAAGGGAUCUAGCUUAGUAUUUGACGGGAAUAGCUACUUCAACAGAACAAAUGUGCCAAAAAGGUAUGGUGGUGAUUACGCUUCAUUGUAUGCACACUAUGAGCAUGACUUUAAGACUUUGCAACUAAUGGGAAUUACGGCAUAUGUUAUUUUAGACGGUCAACGUGUUGUAAACACAAUAAAGAAUCAACUAACACAAAAGGGUAGACAGAGGUUUCUAAACUGUGUUAAAAAGUUAGAUCAUGAUACAAAGGAUCGAGGCAGCUAUCCGAAACCUAUUUUUCUGAGAAAUGUAUUUCUCCAAGUACUUCAAGAUAUGAAAAUCCCACACGCUGUCAGUGAUAAUGCGGCUGAUACAGCUGUGGCCGCUGUUGCGAAGAAAUUGGGUUGCCCUGUUCUCAGUGAGGAUAGUGAUUUUUUGAUUCUUAAUCUUGAUCAUGGUGUUAUACGCGUGUCAGAUUUGAAGCAGUCAUUAAAGGAAAACACUGAUUGUGAUGUUUAUUACUUCAGAAAAAUGGAAAGCUAUUUAGAGAUCGAUCCCACCUUAAUGCCUUUCGUUUCUGUCAUUUUGGGCAACGAUUAUAGCAGCGAAAAUAGAUACAACGUUAAGAUUCAAAAGAGCAUCAACGCCUACGAGGCCAGCUGUUUUGGUGAAAGAUUGCAGCUUUGCCCCGUAAAUUCUUGGUACGAUAGAUGCAAUCUUGAACUAUUCAAAGACGAAGCUGUAGUGUUAUGCAGUUUACUUAAUGACACAGCAACUCCUCAAGAAAAACUCCAAAGAGUGUACAACACCAGUAAUGGUCAGAUCGAAGAAGUUGUGAAGGGUUUGUAUCAGAACGGUCUUGUUUGUGCAAGCAUUUCUGAUGUGUAUUUUUCUGAUAUUCACUUUAAUGCAGUACAAUGUGAAAACGUAAAUAUGGAGCCGAGUUGUCAAGCAUCGGAAAAGCUCAGAAACUAUAUGUACGCUUUGCUUAAAUAUGAGCAUCUGUGCAAAACGGAAACAGUCGUCAUCACUAAAUACAGAAGAGACGGUGAUUCCUAUAACGAUUAUAACAAGAAAGUAGAAACAAUCGAUUGGACCGACAUCCCUAUUGAUGUCUUGUUCAGACAGAGUUCCAGUGAAGAAGAAGAAAAAGACACUAACACACUUGAAAAAAGGCUUGAAAAGAAUAAAGAAAUUCUCCUUCAACUAGUUCAAUAUCCACAUGAAAACCUUAAAGAGGUUCCGCAAGAGCAUGAACUCUUUAUGUUAUCACUGCAUUACGUCAUUCUUCAACAGCAAGAACGACGAGAAAAAAAUAUCAAAUGGCUUCAUGUCAAAGCCUUACUUAUAUGCUAUCUAAAUUCCUACUACUCAACAGCAGCCGCAGAGAGCAGUCAUUUAAUGGUGGAUAUUGAUGCAUCGCAUGCAUUUGCUGAAUGGCAAUCGUGUUUGUAUUAUUUGGACAUAAUAAAUACAUUGUUUUUCCGCCCGUUUCAGUCUCUCAACUAUUCAGCUGUGUUCAAUGGUUCCUCUGCACAUACUAUAUUUAAGAAUCUCGAAAAAGAUAACGAUGAAGAGUUGGUAACGGAUGCUAGUAAAGAGAUGUACGCAAACCUGGAAAACAAGUUUGAAAGUCCGAUGAAAAGAAAAGUUUGUAUAAAAAGGAUAAGUUCGCAAAAAAUGCACUCUAUGUAUAUUAUUAUUAUGUUGAAAAAAAAAUGUAUGAAUCAUUAUACGACACAGAUUGUUGUUGGUAGUUUGUUGGACAAAUACAUUAGUUACACGCCAGGGCAUACGUUAAUUAUGCAACAAAAUGUCAACAAAUAUGGCUACUUUAGGAACUUGAGACUUUCAGAAUUAGAACACCGCAUUUACUUUUCUAUCGUAAAGAAAGUUGAGAGAGCAGCUCCUCUUUGGAUGCCAAAAUCCAAGGCGAAUUAUUAUUCAUUCUUGAUUGAAGUUUCUAUUGCAACAUUUUCCGUAGCAAAAUUUGGAGAAAAAAGGGGUGAUGUCAGGUUUGAAAAAGCCUGUGUCUCUCAUGAAACGCUAACUCAUCUUGGGUGUAUUUCGUGGACAUGUUAA
Hydractinia symbiolongicarpus is the source of this 2295-nucleotide messenger RNA. Its product is annotated as protein asteroid homolog 1-like. The record is from RefSeq and is a predicted model, not a curated record. Lineage: Eukaryota; Metazoa; Cnidaria; Hydrozoa; Anthoathecata; Hydractiniidae. The coding region runs from base 157 to 2295 and encodes 712 amino acids. The transcript has 11 exons.